CUAUAGUGACCAUAAAUGUAUUUAUCUCAAAAUAAAAGUCAGCAUGCAUCUCCUAUAUUGCUCAAAAUAGUAUGUGUAAGAAUCUCUUUCCACACGCGUCUCCUUUGCCGGCCUCCUUUUUGCUUUGCUUUGCCCUCCUCUCUACGUACUACACUCUCGUCUCUUCUUUGCACAAAAUCGUUCGCUAGCUACCUUUACUUCUUCUCGAGGCUACCAGCCAGCAGAAUCGAAUUCCUCCCCGUACGUCGCCGUGGCCGUCGCUCCACCGUUGCCAAGAACGGCAAGCUCUCUCCGGAUUGGAGUGGUUCAUUCCCCUCUGGGAAAAAGAUAACGGUUGUUUUUGUCAUAGGAGGGCCAGGUAGUGGCAAAGGCACUCAGUGUGCUAAGAUUGUGAGCCACUUUGGGUUUACCCAUCUGAGUGCUGGCGAUCUUCUUCGCGAAGAAGUUAAAUCUGAUACCGAGCAAGGUACAAUGAUCAAGAAUCUCAUGCACGAAGGAAAGCUUGUGCCUUCUGAGAUCAUUGUCAGGCUACUAUUAAAGGCCAUGCUUGCAAGUGGAAAUGAUAAGUUUCUUAUUGACGGAUUUCCACGAAAUGAAGAGAACCGCGAAGCAUACGAGAAGAUUAUUAAGAUAGAACCUGAGUUCGUAUUAUUGAUUGACUGCUCAAGGGAGGAGAUGGAGCGGCGCAUUCUACAUCGAAACCAGGGAAGAGAUGAUGACAACAUGGAAACCAUUCGGCGGCGGUUCGAAGUUUUUCAGCAAUCAACUCUGCCUGUUAUUCAGCACUACGAGAAAAUGGGGAAGCUUCGAAGGGUUGAUGGUGACAGGCAGCCAGACAUGGUGUUUGAAGACGUGAAGGCCGUCUUCGCACAACUAAACACACAGGCAAACCAAGGCAGCAACGUGAGCAGAGCACAAACUAAUCCAUUCAAGCGCUGGUUUCUCGACCUUUUCUGCAGUUGCUUCGAUGUGGCAGACAGAAGGAACUGACCAUCUACACUAGUGUGGCACCCUUCAGUCCUGGAUCAAGAAUUCAAGAUGGAGCAGCAAGCAAGUACAGCAAAAGAAACUGUUAGUGUUGUGAUGUGAUGUGUUCAUCUGGUGUGCUGUGAGCUCGAUUAAGCUGUGUGAAUUUGAUCGUGUCAACGUUUCAACAAAGAUUGUCCCUUCCAGCUUCAGUUUGUACUGAAUUUGAUCGUGUAAACAUUUUAACAAGGAAAUGCAGGCUUUGUUCUUCUUCGA
Molecule: messenger RNA, 1242 nt
Organism: Aegilops tauschii subsp. strangulata
Lineage: Eukaryota; Viridiplantae; Streptophyta; Magnoliopsida; Poales; Poaceae
Product: UMP-CMP kinase 1
Biological process (GO): pyrimidine nucleotide biosynthetic process; 'de novo' pyrimidine nucleobase biosynthetic process
Molecular function (GO): ATP binding
Source: RefSeq, a predicted model, not a curated record